Molecule: messenger RNA, 1115 nt
Organism: Jatropha curcas
Lineage: Eukaryota; Viridiplantae; Streptophyta; Magnoliopsida; Malpighiales; Euphorbiaceae
Source: RefSeq, a predicted model, not a curated record
CAAUCAAUUGUCAUCUAUAUGACAUAUCCAAAAUCCAAUAAGCCAGGCCAGCAAACCUUGACAGAACAGAAUCUCCUUUCUUUCUUUCUUCUUUGCCUUUCCUUUUUCUUUUCUUUUGUGGCAUUGAGAGCAACGACUCUUUCCUUAUAAACUGCCAAUCAACUAAAACCAAAAUCUAGUUAUCUUCGCCUCUAUACAGCAAAUACCUCUCUUUUAAUUACCCAUCUCUCUUGCAUAGUUUUCUGUUGUUUCUACUGCGUCGUCUUUGUCUGUCUCUGUCAGCGGGAAAGAGAUGGAAGAAGAGAGAUCAUACUUGCCGGCGCCGGCCAAUUCCAAUUCUCUCCCAUAUUGUGCUAGUGCAAGAAUUAUGUCAUCAGAAAUUGUGGAGAUAGGUGAAGAAAGCAAGAGUAGUAUAAUUGUUAAUGAUGUUUACGUUGCUGUUGGUAAAGAUGAUUUAUAUGUUCUGAAAUGGGCUCUCGAUCAUGUUGUUUCUCCUGGAGCUAAAGUUUUUCUUGUUCAUGUUUCAUCUCCUUUAACUUACAUUUCUACACCAGUUGGAAGAUUAUCGAGGAGCCAGUUGAGCCAAGAUCAAGUGAGAUUUUAUGUCAAUGAAGAGCAUAACAGAAGAAGGAACCUACUGCAGAAAUACAUUCGACUGUGUAAUGAUGCCAAGGUGACAGUGGAUACAAUUCUUCUUGAGAGCAAUGAGACUGCCAGAGCUAUUCUUGAACUUAUUCCUGUUCUCAACAUUAACAGUCUUGUUAUGGGAACUACACGCUCGCCUCGCUCCAGGUUUAUGAGGAAAAAAUUGGCAAAAGGAGAAUUUGUAAAGAAGAACUCACCAGAAAGUUGUGAUGUUACUAUUGUUCAUGAUAGCAAGAAGGUCCUGCAUAAUCAGCAGACAACAGAGCUAGUGCUUUCAUCUUUGUCAUCCAAUCCUCGAGAAUUAAAAAUCAAUCGCAAUUCUGAAAGGAAAUUUUUUGAUUGUGUAUGCUUUUCAGGCAAGUUCGAUGGAAAGUAAUAGUAGAAUCUUAUGUUUUGUUCAGUACAUAAAAUUUAUAUUAAAUGUGUAAUGAAAUAAAAUUUAAUUAACAAUAGAUUUGCAUUGAUCAGAA